Messenger RNA from Pongo pygmaeus (Bornean orangutan), 5908 nucleotides. RefSeq names its product structural maintenance of chromosomes 1A (gene SMC1A). Gene Ontology annotation, cellular component: meiotic cohesin complex; chromosome; nucleus. The transcript is spliced from 25 exons. Gene Ontology annotation, biological process: sister chromatid cohesion. Bases 70 to 3771 code for a protein of 1233 amino acids. Lineage: Eukaryota; Metazoa; Chordata; Mammalia; Primates; Hominidae. Gene Ontology annotation, molecular function: ATP binding; protein binding; ATP hydrolysis activity. The record is from RefSeq and is a predicted model, not a curated record.
CGCGCGGGCUACCUCAGUUCUCGGGCGUACGGCGCGGCCUGUCCUACCGCCGCCGGCGCCGCGGCCGUCAUGGGGUUCCUGAAACUGAUUGAGAUUGAGAACUUUAAGUCGUACAAGGGUCGACAGAUUAUCGGACCAUUUCAGAGGUUCACCGCCAUCAUUGGACCCAAUGGCUCUGGUAAGUCAAAUCUCAUGGAUGCCAUCAGCUUUGUGCUAGGUGAAAAAACCAGCAACCUGCGGGUAAAGACCUUGCGGGACCUGAUCCAUGGAGCUCCUGUGGGCAAGCCAGCUGCCAACCGGGCCUUUGUCAGCAUGGUCUACUCUGAGGAGGGUGCUGAGGACCGUACCUUUGCCCGUGUCAUUGUAGGGGGUUCUUCUGAGUACAAGAUCAACAACAAAGUGGUCCAACUACAUGAGUACAGUGAGGAAUUAGAGAAGUUGGGCAUUCUCAUCAAAGCUCGUAACUUCCUCGUUUUCCAGGGUGCUGUGGAAUCUAUUGCCAUGAAGAACCCCAAAGAGAGGACAGCUCUAUUUGAAGAGAUUAGUCGUUCUGGGGAGCUGGCGCAGGAGUAUGACAAGCGAAAGAAGGAAAUGGUGAAGGCUGAAGAGGACACACAGUUUAAUUACCAUCGCAAGAAAAAUAUUGCGGCUGAACGCAAGGAAGCAAAGCAGGAGAAAGAAGAGGCUGACCGCUACCAGCGCCUGAAGGAUGAGGUAGUACGGGCUCAGGUACAGCUGCAGCUCUUUAAGCUUUACCAUAAUGAAGUGGAAAUUGAGAAGCUCAACAAGGAACUGGCCUCAAAGAACAAGGAGAUCGAGAAGGACAAGAAGCGUAUGGACAAGGUGGAGGAUGAGCUGAAGGAGAAGAAGAAGGAGCUGGGCAAAAUGAUGCGGGAGCAGCAGCAGAUUGAGAAGGAGAUCAAGGAGAAGGACUCAGAAUUGAACCAGAAGCGGCCUCAGUACAUCAAAGCCAAGGAGAACACCUCCCACAAAAUCAAGAAGCUGGAAGCAGCCAAGAAGUCUCUGCAGAAUGCUCAGAAGCACUACAAGAAGCGUAAAGGUGACAUGGAUGAGCUGGAGAAGGAGAUGCUGUCAGUGGAGAAGGCCCGGCAGGAGUUUGAAGAACGGAUGGAAGAAGAGAGUCAGAGUCAGGGCAGAGAUUUGACCUUGGAGGAGAAUCAGGUGAAGAAAUACCACCGGUUGAAAGAAGAAGCCAGCAAGAGAGCGGCUACCCUGGCCCAGGAGCUGGAGAAAUUCAAUCGAGACCAGAAAGCUGACCAGGACCGUCUGGAUCUGGAAGAACGGAAGAAAGUAGAGACAGAGGCCAAGAUCAAGCAAAAGCUGCGGGAAAUUGAAGAGAAUCAGAAGCGGAUUGAGAAACUGGAGGAAUACAUCACCACUAGCAAGCAGUCCCUAGAAGAGCAGAAGAAGCUAGAGGGGGAGCUGACAGAGGAGGUGGAGAUGGCCAAGCGGCGUAUUGAUGAAAUCAAUAAGGAGCUGAACCAGGUGAUGGAGCAGCUAGGGGAUGCCCGCAUCGACCGCCAGGAGAGCAGCCGCCAGCAGCGAAAGGCAGAGAUAAUGGAAAGCAUCAAGCGCCUUUACCCUGGCUCUGUGUACGGCCGCCUCAUUGACCUAUGCCAGCCCACACAAAAGAAGUAUCAGAUUGCUGUAACCAAGGUUUUGGGCAAGAACAUGGAUGCCAUUAUUGUGGACUCGGAGAAGACAGGCCGGGACUGUAUUCAGUAUAUCAAGGAGCAGCGUGGGGAGCCUGAGACCUUCUUGCCUCUUGACUACCUGGAGGUAAAGCCUACAGAUGAGAAACUCCGGGAGCUGAAGGGGGCCAAGCUAGUGAUUGAUGUGAUUCGCUAUGAGCCACCUCAUAUCAAAAAAGCCCUGCAGUAUGCUUGUGGCAAUGCCCUUGUCUGUGACAACGUGGAGGAUGCCCGCCGCAUUGCCUUUGGAGGCCACCAGCGCCACAAGACAGUGGCACUGGAUGGAACCCUAUUCCAGAAGUCAGGAGUGAUCUCUGGUGGGGCCAGUGACCUGAAGGCCAAGGCGCGGCGCUGGGAUGAGAAAGCAGUAGACAAGUUGAAAGAGAAGAAGGAGCGCUUGACAGAGGAGCUGAAAGAGCAGAUGAAGGCAAAACGGAAAGAGGCAGAGCUGCGUCAGGUGCAGUCUCAGGCCCAUGGACUGCAGAUGCGGCUCAAGUACUCCCAGAGUGACCUAGAACAGACCAAGACACGACAUCUAGCUCUGAAUCUGCAGGAAAAAUCCAAGCUGGAGAGUGAGCUAGCCAACUUUGGGCCUCGCAUUAAUGAUAUCAAGAGGAUCAUUCAGAGCCGAGAGAGGGAAAUGAAAGACUUGAAGGAGAAGAUGAACCAGGUUGAGGAUGAGGUGUUUGAAGAGUUUUGUCGGGAGAUUGGUGUGCGCAACAUCCGGGAGUUUGAGGAAGAGAAGGUGAAACGGCAGAAUGAAAUCGCCAAGAAGCGUUUGGAGUUUGAGAAUCAGAAGACUCGCUUGGGCAUUCAGUUGGAUUUUGAAAAGAACCAACUGAAGGAGGACCAAGAUAAAGUACACAUGUGGGAGCAGACAGUGAAAAAAGAUGAAAAUGAGAUAGAAAAGCUCAAAAAGGAGGAACAAAGACACAUGAAGAUCAUAGAUGAGACCAUGGCUCAGCUACAAGACCUGAAGAAUCAGCAUCUGGCCAAGAAGUCGGAAGUGAAUGACAAGAAUCAUGAGAUGGAGGAGAUUCGUAAGAAACUGGGGGGCGCCAACAAGGAAAUGACUCAUUUACAGAAGGAGGUGACAGCCAUUGAGACCAAGCUUGAACAGAAGCGCAGUGACCGUCACAACUUGCUACAGGCCUGUAAGAUGCAGGACAUUAAGUUGCCACUGUCAAAAGGCACCAUGGAUGAUAUUAGUCAGGAAGAGGGUAGCUCCCAGGGGGAGGACUCAGUGAGUGGUUCACAGAGAAUUUCCAGUAUCUAUGCACGAGAGGCCCUCAUUGAGAUUGACUACGGUGAUCUGUGUGAGGAUCUGAAGGAUGCCCAGGCUGAGGAAGAGAUCAAGCAAGAGAUGAACACACUGCAGCAGAAGCUGAACGAGCAGCAGAGUGUGCUUCAGCGUAUUGCCGCCCCCAACAUGAAGGCCAUGGAAAAGCUGGAAAGUGUCCGAGACAAGUUCCAGGAGACCUCAGAUGAGUUUGAAGCAGCCCGAAAGCGAGCAAAAAAGGCCAAGCAGGCAUUCGAACAGAUCAAGAAGGAGCGCUUUGACCGCUUCAAUGCUUGUUUUGAAUCUGUGGCUACCAACAUUGAUGAGAUCUAUAAGGCCCUGUCCCGCAAUAGCAGUGCCCAGGCAUUCCUGGGCCCUGAGAACCCUGAAGAGCCCUACUUGGAUGGCAUCAACUACAACUGUGUGGCUCCUGGGAAACGCUUCCGGCCUAUGGACAACUUGUCAGGGGGGGAGAAGACAGUGGCAGCUCUGGCCCUGCUCUUUGCCAUCCACAGCUACAAGCCAGCCCCCUUCUUCGUCCUGGAUGAGAUCGAUGCUGCCUUGGAUAACACCAACAUUGGCAAGGUGGCAAAUUACAUCAAGGAGCAGUCGACUUGCAACUUCCAGGCCAUCGUCAUCUCUCUCAAGGAGGAGUUCUACACCAAGGCCGAGAGCCUCAUUGGAGUCUAUCCUGAGCAAGGGGACUGUGUGAUCAGCAAAGUCCUGACCUUCGACCUCACCAAGUACCCAGAUGCCAACCCCAACCCCAAUGAGCAGUAGCAGUAGUUCUGCCCUCCCGCCCUGUCUGGAUUCCUAAGCUGUCCCUCUCCCAAUCUCUGGAUAUUUGACUCCCAACCUUCCCCCUACCUCCUGGCCCUUUUUGGUGUAGUCAUGGGAUUUAGGCACUGCUAAUCAAGCAUGAAGAGGAACAGAGGUGAUGUUAGGUCUGGAGCAGAAAUUCCUGAACGACAGGGAGUAUUCUGGCCUCCGAAAGGAGGUGCUGAGCUGAACAGGGCCAUCUGUUCAUCACACACACCCCCUUCCUCCCCCUCAUCACCCAUAAUCGUGGGCCCCUUGGGCCUCUUGCCCACUGUGUGUGUGGGUAUAUAUGUGUGUGUGUAUGUAUCCGCAUGUGUGCAUGUGAGUAUGUUUGCAAAAUAAUAAAGGAUAUUGGAGACCUGUUUUAGAAGGAGCCUAGGCUGAAUUUGAUUCCAAGAGAGCUUAGGAUGACAGCACCCCUGAGCUGGGCAAAGGUACUCAGGACCUCAUAGGAGUCUUAGGCAGUUACCUGAAACUGCCUUCAUUCACUCAUUUGUGUAUUCAUUCAUUUAUGUAUUCAUCAGACACAUACUGAACACCCUCUAUUUGUCAGGCUCUGUGCUUGGAAUACAGAGUUGAAUCAGACAUGAUCUCUACCCUCCUAGUAAGGAGAUACAGUGGGUUCAUGAAUGACUAUAGUUAGCUGAAUGUCAUAUGUACUUUGAAUUUGAGAAGAGGGUGAUCCCCUCUAGGCUUCCUGGAGGUCACAUUUAAGCUAGACCUUGACAAAUUGGUAGGAUUUGGUCAGGCACUAGGAGUGGAGCAUGAGCUCUGGGGACAGACAGUUAUGGGUUCUGGUCCCACUUUUUGUCACUUACUAGUUGUUUGACCUUGGGCAAGUCAUUUGACCUUCUGUGCCUCAGUUUCCUCAUCUGUAAAAUGGGGCUAACAAUAUUACCUACCUCAUAGGAUUUAAUGAUGUCAAGCUCCUCACUGGAGGCCUUAUCCGUUCGUGGAGCCCACUAGGUGCCGACCCCUCAGAAUAUAACCCUCAUGCCUGGACCCCUGAGAGCUUCUGAUCCCAGCUGUUAGGGACAGAAGAAGCCUCCAAAUCUGGAAGGUGCUGAAUGCCCUGCUGACUGGGAAAGUUUCAGGGCACUGAUGGGGUCUACCUGGUAAGUGGAAGGCCUGAGGAAACCUGUAGCUUCAAUCAUGUCUGGUAACCGGGUGCCUGAGCCCCAAUCUGGGUUGUGAGGAAAUAGGGGAGAGGUAUCCUGGGCCACAUCCCAGCCUAACACGUGUGAGGUUCAUUUUAGGAACUAACCUCAUUAGCUAUAAGGAUCAUGAAGAGGCAGCAAAGCCGGGUGCGAUGAGCUCAGCCUUUACUCAUUCACAUACACCAUCACACUUUAAUUCCAAUCUGUAUAUUGCUUUUUAAAAGUUAAGUCCAUUCUAAUUACCCAAAUAAUGCAUGAAUUCAUUCUCCUUUUGAGAAAUUAGAUUGUUAAAGAUAGUCUCAUUCAGCUACCAACCACUCCCCCUCUUGAUCCUUCCCCUCUUAGUGGCUGUUGUUUGUUGUACUUCCGUUUAGACUUUGUUUUAAUGCUUGUACGUACAUAUGUGAACUCAUUGGAAAUAUUGUGUGUUUAAUGCAAAUGAUAUAUUGAAUUGUUUAGCAAUUUGUUUUCUUUGCUUAACGAUGUUUUUGAGAUCUGUGCAUGUUACUUAAUGUAGCUCAAUCCAUCUUCUGUAAUUGCUGUAUAGAUUGUCAUCAUAUGAUUACCACAUUUUACUUAUGCAUUUCUCUUGUGAUGGACAUUAAGACUGUUUUUAGGUUUUGCUAUUACAAAAUACUACACAGGAGCGUCCCUAUGCCUGUGUGAAAGUGUAUGUGUGAAAGUUUACCUAGGGUUGAUUCCUAGAAGUGGAAUUGCAAAGUCAUAGGAUAUUUAUAUAUUGGUUUUUAAUAAUACUUCCAAAUUGCCCUCCUGUACUAUUUACUCAGUAUUUUUCUUGAGGUUGAUCUGAGGUCUAACAUUGUUAUCCUAUAUCAUUUUCAUCCCAAGUAGUGAUAUCUGUGAAAUCGCAGGUUUGAUGUGUGCUAAUUAUGUAUUUUUCUAAUACAUAUUAAAAGACGUAACUAUCAAAACAAAAUAAA